AUGACUCUGGUGCGAAGGCGUCACUUUGGGAUGGGACAUGGUAUUGGUCGUUCUGGGGACCUGGAAGAGGUCCAGCCCAAGGCUGCUGGGUCCAGUGUCCUGGCCAAGCUGGCCAGUGCCUUUCUGAAAGAUGCCCUGCGAAUUGCAGGGGUUACCCGGGUCACUGGGUGCUUCUUGGUUCCCAUGGCAACUGGGAUGACCCUCACCCUCUGUCUUCUCAGCCUGAGAAAGCAGCGACCUCAGGCACGAUAUGUCCUCUUCCCACGAGUUGAUCAGAAGUCCUGCUUCAAGUCCAUCUCUACUGCAGGUUAUGAAGCUGUAGUAGUGGAGAACUAUCGGAGUGGGGAUGAGCUGAGCACAGACCUGGAUGCCCUGGAAAAGGAAGUUGAGCGACUUGGUGCAUCCUCUAUCGUGUGUGUCCUGAGCAUCACAUCAUGCUUUGCUCCACGUUCCCCCGAUGACAUUGUCCGCAUUGCCACACUCUGCCGCAAUAAGGACAUCCCACACAUCAUCAACAAUGCUUAUGGGGUUCAAAGCUCCAAGUGCAUGCAUCUAAUCAAUGAGGCUGCCAGACUGGGUCGGGUGGAUGCAUUUGUGCAGAGCACAGACAAGAACUUUCUUGUUCCGGUGGGAGGGGCCAUUGUGGCUGGGUUUGACAAAGAUCUUCUCCAUAAAAUCUCAACUGCUUAUCCUGGCCGAGCUUCUGCCACAGUGGGUGUGGAUGUUCUCAUCACCCUGUUGUCCCUUGGAGUGAAGGGAUGGAAGAAGCUACUUGAGCAGCGGAAAGAGCAUUUUUCAACCCUCCGGGCUCAAUUGGAAGAGGUGGCUGCAAAGCAUGGGGAACGGGUAUUGCACACUCCAAAGAAUAAUAUAUCCAUUGGAAUGACUCUGAGUGGUGUCAAAGAGGAGGACCUGACACGGCUGGGUUCAAUGCUGUUCCUGCGGAAUGUCUCAGGGACCCGGGUCAUCACUACCAGGGACCUGAAGACCAUUGCCAACACCACCUUCAUUGGAAAAAAAGAGAAAAGAAUGGUCACUCUGCAGGUACUUGAUAAUCUGGAUGAGCCAUUAAACUGGACAAAAUCACCAGUCCCCUUGAGUCCAGAUCAACAAGAGUUGACUGUAGCUGGUACUGAUCCUCAAAGGGGAUGGAGUUUGUCCGGGAGGAGCCAUGUUGCUGUUGACGUAAAGAAACUCCCGGAUGUAAAGUGGCCUACGAUCCCUGAUUGGUCGCCACGAAUUCUCAGAUCUCUCUCACUUACCACGCUCUUAGGCUCUUCCUCCUCCAACACCUCGGUCAGCAUGGGUCGUAUGCACGCUCCAGGGAAAGGCAUCUCGCAGAGUGCCCUCCCCUAUCGCAGAAGUGUACCAACAUGGCUCAAACUAUCAUCAGAGGAUGUCAAAGAGCAGAUCUUCAAGUUAGCCAAAAAGGGACUAACCCCUUCACAAAUCGGUGUGAUCCUGCGUGACUCUCAUGGAGUGGCUCAAGUGCGAUUUGUCACUGGGAACAAGAUCCUCAGAAUUUUGAAGGCCAAAGGUCUGGCUCCUGAUAUACCAGAGGAUCUAUAUCAGCUCAUCAAGAAGGCAGUGGCUAUUCGAAAGCACUUGGAGAGAAAUCGGAAAGACAAGGACUCCAAGUUCCGCUUGAUCCUGGUGGAAUCACGAAUCCAUAGGUUGGCCAGGUAUUACAAGAAGAAAGCAGUCCUACCACCCAACUGGAAGUAUGAAUCCAGCACAGCUUCAGCACUUGUUGCUUGAAAUCAUUGUUUUAUGUGUUGGAAUAAAUAAGAUCACCAAGAUAACAUGA
Molecule: messenger RNA, 1807 nt
Organism: Darwinula stevensoni
Lineage: Eukaryota; Metazoa; Arthropoda; Ostracoda; Podocopida; Darwinulidae
Source: the annotation of a GenBank genome assembly